Messenger RNA from Carassius carassius (crucian carp), 1250 nucleotides. Its product is annotated as neuromodulin-like. Gene Ontology annotation, biological process: regulation of growth. Gene Ontology annotation, molecular function: protein binding. The transcript has 3 exons. NCBI's taxonomy places the organism in Eukaryota, Metazoa, Chordata, Actinopteri, Cypriniformes, Cyprinidae. The record is from RefSeq and is a predicted model, not a curated record. Bases 168 to 791 code for a protein of 207 amino acids.
AUUGUUGGCUGUGGCAGCGCAGACAGUGUGACUGAGGCUCCACUGUGAUGAGUUUAAGCAUCAGAGUCAUCAGCUGUUGAUACAGCCGGAGUGUGUGAGAACAGAGAGAGAGAAGAGAGAGAAGAGAAGAGAGAAGAAGCAGAGCGAGGAGCUGAAAGGAUAACACUAUGCUGUGCUGUAUCAGGAGAACUAAACCGGUUGAGAAGAACGAAGAGGCCGAUCAGGAGAUCAAGCAGGAUGGAACCAAACUAGAAGAGAAUGCCCAAAAGGCCGCCACCAAGAUCCAGGCCAGCUUCCGCGGACACGUCACCCGGAAAAAGAUGAAGGAUGGAGAGAAAGACGAGGAGAAUGAUGCUGCUCCAGACGAGUCUGCUGAGACCGAAGAGGAAAAGAAGGAGCAAAUCUCUCCAACGGAGGAGAAACCAACUGAGGUUUCUACAGAAACAGCAGAAGAGAGCAAACCGGUCGAGCAGCCCAACUCGCCCGCCGCUGAAGCCACGCCCACCACCACCACUAACUCCGCCCCCUCGGACACACCCACUAAAGAGGAGCUCCAGGAGCAGCUGCAGGAGGUGGAGAAACCGAAAGAGGUGGAGAACACAGCGGCCGAGAACCCCAACCACGAUGUAAACACAGAGGAGAAGGAGAAGAAAGAGGAGGAGAAGGAGGAAGCCAAACAAGCUGAUGUGCCUGACGCCGCUGAGAGCCAGGAGACAGACCAAAUAGACAAAAAAGAGGCCGUCGAAGACUCCAAACCAGCAGAAGAGGCCGUUUCAGACGAGAAAGUUUAACAGAUGACCAGUGAAAUGUAAAAUCCUAAGUAACCAACAGACUGCUCUUAAUAAUGAAGACGGUCUGUUUUUAUGUAUGUCCGCUCUUUUUUGGUGUGGCAAAGAUUUUCUGACGUGUGGAGGGAGUUUUCUAGUGCAGAUCGAUCGCAGACGGACACAAGCCUCCAUCUGUCCGGCUCUUUUACACUCGGGAUCGGCUCUUCUCAUCGCAUGAGGAUUCUUCCUUUCAGAGACGAGAACCUUCUCACACGCACCCAACUAAUACAUGUGGCUUCUUUUAAUGUCCUUGGUGUUGUUAUCAGCGUUUAAUUGGAGAUAUUGCUGCACUGAUGUUAAAAAUCAAGAAAUCCAACAAAAAGAAAACACAUCAGCCUUUCUGUUCAAGUGAGUUUGAAUCUAAGGAGUAAAAUCGGAAAAUGGUUUCAUGUCUGUUUUCAAAGUAAAGAAUUGUGCCAAUUA